GGGGAGAAUGAUGUUCCGCGCCGAUGCACGACUGCGGGCCGUAUGCAAGACCGCCAAGCUCAAGCUACAAUAACGCGACGCAUCUAACAUUCUUUUGCCGAUUGGCAUCAGCAAUGCGGUAGCGCGGAUUGACAUUGACCUCAAGUCGCCUAUCAUAUCCUUUUCGUUUCAUCGUCUGCGCCUUUCUUCUCUCGCCUGCCGUAUCGAGGCGGACCAUGGGCAGAUAGCGACACAAUGUUCACCUUCUGCCCGCUCCAGGGCGCGCUCACAGAAUCCUCAGCGUCGCAGUCGCUACUCGAGCUCGACGGCGGCGUCAAGGUCCUCGUCGACCUUGGCUGGGGUGAAUCCUUCAAUGUAGACCAGCUCAAGGAGCUCGAAAAACAAAUACCCACGCUCUCUCUCAUCCUCCUCACCCACGCCAAAGCCUCCCAUCUUGCCGCCUACGCACAUUGCUGCAAGAACAUCCCGCUCUUCACACGCAUACCUGUCUACGCGACGCGACCGAUCAUCGACCUUGGACGAACGCUCACACAGGACCUGUACUCCUCGGCGCCGGCCGCGGCGACCACGAUAUCUGCAGAGUCGCUAUCCGAGACGGCGUAUGCAUUCUCGCAAUCGGCUGCCUCGCAGGCCCAGAACUUGCUACUGCAGACUCCGACGCCAGAGGAAAUCGCGCGAUUCUUCUCACUCAUCCAGCCGCUCAAAUAUUCACAACCACUUCAACCGCUCUCUUCUCCGUUCAGCCCGCCUCUCAAUGGCCUCACGAUUACGGCAUACAAUGCAGGGCAUACACUCGGUGGAACAAUCUGGCAUAUUCAGCAUGGCUUGGAGUCGAUUGUAUACGCGGUGGAUUGGAAUCAGGCCAAGGAGAAUGUCCUUGCCGGUGCGGCAUGGCUAGGAGGUGCAGGCGGCGGUGGUGCGGAUGUGAUUGAGGCGCUGCGCAAACCGACAGCUCUCAUUUGCAGCACACGGGGAGCUGACAAGGCGGCACAGACAGCGGGGCGGAGCAAACGCGACGAGCAGCUCCUCGAUAUGAUCAAGUCCUGCGUCACCAGAGGAGGCACUGUGCUGAUCCCCGUGGACUCGAGCGCGAGGGUGCUGGAGCUGUCAUACCUACUGGAACACGCGUGGCGGACGGACGCGGCGGCUGAGGAUGGCGGUGCGCUCAAGAGCGCCAAGCUCUAUCUCGCGGGGCGAAAUAUGGCGAGCACCAUGCGGUACGCGCGGAGCAUGCUGGAGUGGAUGGACGACAGCAUCGUGCAGGAGUUUGAGGCCUUUGCCGAAAAUCAGCGCAAGGUCAACGGGGCAGGAGAAGGCAAGGCUGCCGGACCGUUUGACUUCAAGUUCCUGCGGCUUCUCGAGCGCAAGGCGCAGAUUGCCAAGCUGCUCUCGAGAUCCGUUGAGAACGUGGAGACGGAGGGACGUGUGAUUCUAGCAAGCGACACGAGCAUGCAGUGGGGGUUCUCGAGGGACAUUCUCAAGGGAUUAGCCAAAGACUCGAGGAAUCUGGUCAUCCUGACCGACCGACCUGGGCUUGCACCGGGUCAAUCACCGUCGAUGGCGAGGACGCUGUGGGAGAUCUGGAGCGAGAGGAAGGAAGGUGUGUCGGUCGAGUCGACCAGCUCCGGGGAGGAUCUUGAGUUUGUCCAUGGCGGUGGGCAAUCGCUCGAGAUUCAGGAAGCGCAGCGGGAGCCUCUGGAAGGGGAUGAGCUGGACGUUUACCAACGGUGGCUGGCGACGCAGCGACAACUACAGGCGACCCAGCAAGCAGGUGGUGCUGGUGCCAUGGAGACCUCGGGUGAUAUUGUCGACGACGCAUCCGAGUCCUCGUCAGACUCGGAAGACGACGACGAGCAACAGGGCAAGGCACUGAAUGUGUCUGCGCAGCUUGGUCAGGCUGGACGGAAGAAUGUGGUACUGAAGGACGAGGACCUGGGCAUCAAUGUCUUGAUUAAGAAGAAAGGCAUAUUCGACUGGGACACGCGCGGCAAGAAGGGCAGGGAAAAGUCGUUCCCGCUCACCAUAAGGCGGAAGAGGGGCGAUGAUUUUGGCGAGAUGAUCCGGCCAGAAGACUUUCUGCGCGCUGAGGAGAAGGAGGACGACGCAGCCGAGGCUGGCAAACUGGCCACGGAUGACGACAAGCUGGGCAAGAAACGCAAAUGGGACGACGUCGCGAAGACCGCGCCUAGUAAAGCUGUCGCAGCGGGCGAAGACGAGGGCCACGGCGCACCAGACGGGUUUGUCGCCGAUGAGCUGGACGAGGUCCAGGACACGGAGCCUGAGCAGCCGUCGGGCCCCUCGAAACUGGUUUACACAACCGAAACGAUCACGACCAACCUCCGCAUCGCUCACAUUGACUUUAGCGGUCUCCACGACAAGCGCAGUCUCAACAUGCUGAUCCCGCUGAUCCAGCCGCGCAAGCUCAUCCUCGUCGGCGGCAACCACCAGGAGACCAUGGCUCUCGCAGAAGACUGCCGUGCCGCCCUCUCCGGAGACGUGUUCACCCCCGAGACGGGCGUCUGGGUCGAUGCCAGCGUCGACACCAACGCCUGGCUGGUCCGUCUCGCGGACCCGCUGGUCAAGAGGCUCAAGUGGCAAAACGUCAAGGGCCUGGGCAUCACCACCAUCAGCGGCCAGCUCCUGGCGCACGCGCUCGCGCAGGAAAAGGAGGAACCCAAGGAGGAAGAGGGGCCGGCCAAUAAACGACAAAAGAUGGACAACACGGCCGUCGCGCUUGUCAACCACUCGAUUCCCUCGUCGACACCUACCCUUGACAUUGUGCCGAGCACAAUCAAGGCCUCCUCUCGUUCGGCCACGCAGCCUUUGCACGUGGGCGACUUGCGCCUCGCGGAUCUCCGGCGCGCGAUGCAAGGGGCGAGCCAUGUUGCCGAGUUCAAGGGCGAGGGUACGCUUGUCGUGGACGGGAGUGUCGCCGUGCGCAAGACGGCCGAGGGCAGAAUCGAGGUGGAGAGCAUAGGACUCCCGUUGGGCGGGAGGCGGAACGCGCUUGUGGAGGUGAAGCGGGUGAUCUACGAUAAUCUGGCCGUUGUCUUGGGCGCCUAGAUGGAUGUACUACUUUAUGUAUGCUAACGAGGAAAGGCGCGUAUCAUGCGUGGGGAAUUAUAUAUGGCCAUCUUUUACUCAAGAUUGUUCUCUGAACCGUGCUAGGAUAC
Messenger RNA from Emericellopsis atlantica, 3173 nucleotides. Its product is annotated as beta-lactamase-like protein. The record is from RefSeq and is a predicted model, not a curated record. NCBI's taxonomy places the organism in Eukaryota, Fungi, Ascomycota, Sordariomycetes, Hypocreales, Bionectriaceae. Gene Ontology annotation, cellular component: mRNA cleavage and polyadenylation specificity factor complex. The coding region runs from base 235 to 3063 and encodes 942 amino acids. Gene Ontology annotation, molecular function: RNA binding. Gene Ontology annotation, biological process: mRNA 3'-end processing by stem-loop binding and cleavage. The transcript has 2 exons.